Molecule: messenger RNA, 1584 nt
Organism: Penicillium verrucosum
Lineage: Eukaryota; Fungi; Ascomycota; Eurotiomycetes; Eurotiales; Aspergillaceae
Exons: 4
Coding region: 1-1584 (527 amino acids)
Molecular function (GO): metal ion binding
Source: RefSeq, a predicted model, not a curated record
AUGGGAUACAUUCCUAGGGUGGAAAACACAGCUCUUGAAGAGCCCCAGAAGGUCAAAAUGGCAGCUAUAAGUGGUUCUGGGGCUGAGGCAUCGGGGCUGGUCCACACUCUCCAAGGCCAUGUCGAUGAUAUUCGCACUUUGAUACAGUGUGGUAUAUGCGUCCGCCCCCUUUACGAACCGUUUACUAUCGCCUGCGGGCACACUUUCUGCUACUCAUGUCUAUCCUCAUGGUUUGCUGGUGGAAGAUCAAAGCAAACAUGUCCGGAUUGCCGAGCACCCGUCAAAACCCAACCAGCCCCAGCUUAUUUGGUUCGGGCCGUGGUUCAGAUGUUCACAGGCCGAGCUGAGCUUUUAGACAAAGGGGAAACGACUACAGAGCAUACGAAGAACCAAAGGGACGAAGCAAAAAAACUAGACCAGGACAAAGCCAAUAAUCAUCCAACUCAGGGAGGUUUGUUCGGGGGUCUUUUCAAGCCCAAAGAUCCCCCACCCAAACCUAUCAUUGACAGGCAUGACGGAGUGGUUCGUUGUCCGGUCUGCUCGUGGGAAUUAGAAGGAGACAGUUGCGCGGGAUGCGGCUAUCGAUACCGGCCGGAUUCCGAGGAGACAGAUGACAGUGGAUCAGCCGACUUCAGUGAGACCGAUCUAGACUCUCUCGAUGAUGGUAUGGUUGAGGAGGAGGCCGAGGCCGAGGGAGCUGACAACUUCGACGACAUCGAUGAACGUGACGGCGUUUGGGGCAACUUUGCGCUUCAGUAUUACAGGCGGCCUACCAUUUAUGGACGCCCUAACUGGCCCUCAGGUGCUGGCCGGCAUAUUUUCGACCGGCUUGAAAACUUGAUGGAUGAACCUGGUAUGAUCCCAAUAGGGCUCCCGGUCCCAGUGGAUCAUGGCAACUAUCUCGCUUCGGGUAACACCCAUGGAGGUGAACACGACGAAGAAGAGGAAGAUGAAGAGGAAGACGAAGAGGAGAAUGAGUAUGACGAGUCAGACUCAUUCAUCGAUGCUGAAAACGACCAUCCGCCCACGAGUUCAUUCAUUGAAACUCAAGUCAAUCAUCUCGAAAGUGGCGAUAUGUAUGAAUCGGAAUCAGACCGUUCCACCGGCACUGUUGUGGAUGACGUUGAGGGUGGCCGCCCUCCCAUACCGCUUGGGCUCAAUUACAGGGACACCACACCUUACUUUGACGACGAGGCUUCUGAUGAAGAGGAACAGGAAGUCUCAGGGGAAUCGGACGAUAGAGAGAUGGUCGAGGAAGACUCGGAUGAAUCGGACGAAGACGCAAUCCAAACUGCACCGCCUCGUCAAGCUAGUCUACAAUAUCCACGCCAGUCCCCCUGGUUCCAAGCCCCCAGCGAUGCUUCAUGGCUUGCAGCGAGGCCUCCACCUGAAGAAAUCCCUGACUCGUCCGAGGAAGAGGGAUCCUCGCCUGUUAGGCCCGCUAGAUCUACUGCGCGCCGUUCCAUCCAUAACGGGACCACUGCUCACAAUGCGAUCACCCUCGAUGAUUCCGACGAAGAUCAGCCUGUCGGUCCAGUGAGAAGAACUACACAGAGGCGACGUGCCAGAUUCUCUCCAUAUUAG